CGAAGGGACCCCGAUGGGAGACCACUUCCGUGAGCACCACCCCGGCGCGCCGCUAAACAAAUCAUCCCUUCCUCUUCAGGUUCGCGUCCUUUAUCGCUCCAAAGACCACCCGGACAGAAAAAUCGCAGAAUCCCUACUUAUAAAAGCAAACCGCCCGCACAUAAACUCAAAUCUUUCGUCGUGGCCAAUCAUGUAAGCGCCUGUAUCAUGUGUAUCUUGUGAGCGUGUAGCCUUUUCAACUCAAUCGAUUAAUAUGUGUAUGUGUAUAUUAUUUUGUUAUGUGUGUGAUGUACAUCGGCGUUAGUGUACAUACCUUCCAUACGAUGUGUGUUUGACAGCUACGUGUACAAUUGUAUAUUAUGUAUGUUACGUACAUCGGACACUAUGUAGACAAUCGAUCGAUCAAAUAGUUUGCCCUUAUGAGUAGCGCCUUUUCUAAAAUAUCACGAUCUUCGGUUUUUGAAAAAUGGCAGCCAGAUUAUUCACAGGAUCGUCUUUUAACAUUGUUAUCACGUUGGUUUGAUAAAGGCCAGUGGCCGAAAGCUCACCGUUUUUUUUAAAUAUAUUAUUCGGCUUUUUACAUUUUUGAUGUCGAGGAAAAGGUCAACUUCUUUUAUUUAUCUAAUUAUAUUCAAUAUGUUCCUCGCUCGAGCACUUAGUAAUAUUACCAAUCUGGAACCAAGCAGUGACCGUCGCCGAGUGCUCGUUGAAACAUUAAAAAAUCCGGAAAAACUUGCGAAGACAAUCCUGAGAAUAGAGUUCCUAACUGCCUGCAGAAAAGAGAAGAUCAAUCCCCGUUUCAUAGAAGAAGCUCUAAAGCCUGUAGAAAAGAUAUUUUGUGACUCUGAGAGGGUACAAACGAAAUGCAAGACCUUCGCCCAUUCGAUAUUAAACGAAGCUAUCGCCGAGGCGUACAGAAGAAAAGCAUAUCUUCUUAGACAGCGCAACCGUCAAUAUGCAGAGAUUCAAAGUGUUCACGAUGAUAGGCUUCUCUCAUACAUUUAUUCGACUUGCGAGGAAGUUUUUCAUGUUACUCUGCGUGACAAUAGACCAAGACUGAUUCAGAAGUUCCGCAAGCUACAGGCUGAUCGGCUUCGUCUGUCUACACAUGACAAUGCAGCUCUGUUCUCAAACACAAGGAGGGUUGUGAAUUUAUCUUCACUCGUGCUUAAAGAAGAUGAUCUACAGUUGCUUUCGAAAGGGCCCAAUUUUGCCAUUUCUCAAAAGAUAUCCCAGGACGUACUUCUAGAAGCUGAAAAGGGGAUCGAGCGUUUUGCCUAUGGCAAACGGUGGCAAGAUGCCAUUCGCAGACAGAAACCAUCUGCGUACAGUGCUGCGCCGACCACUUUAACGAACGACAACGAAUCCAGAACUUCGAGCACGACUACAACUACGAGACCGGCGAACACUACAGCGACUGAUGCGACUACGACCGUUGGUACAGCGCCUGCCUCCGGUCCGCAAGCCAGCACUGCGCCUCCGGCGGUGGCCACCUCCAUCGCCCCACCGGUCAACAACAGUGAGGCUAUCGCGGGGUCAUCAGCGACGGCCAACGACAACGGCGGCACACUGGACGACCGUGUGGCACCUGCAACUUCAGCUGAUACCAGCAGCCGGAGAUCAGCACGUGCCAGGUUCGCGUCCUUUAUCGCUCCAAAGACCACCCGGACAGAAAAAUCGCAGAAUCCCUACUUAUAAAAGCAAACCGCCCGCACAUAAACUCAAAUCUUUCGUCGUGGCCAAUCAUGUAAGCGCCUGUAUCAUGUGUAUCUUGUGAGCGUGUAGCCUUUUCAACUCAAUCGAUUAAUAUGUGUAUGUGUAUAUUAUUUUGUUAUGUGUGUGAUGUACAUCGGCGUUAGUGUACAUACCUUCCAUACGAUGUGUGUUUGACAGCUACGUGUACAAUUGUAUAUUAUGUAUGUUACGUACAUCGGACACUAUGUAGACAAUCGAUCGAUCAAA
Messenger RNA from Amphibalanus amphitrite, 1962 nucleotides. RefSeq lists its product as uncharacterized. NCBI's taxonomy places the organism in Eukaryota, Metazoa, Arthropoda, Thecostraca, Balanomorpha, Balanidae. The transcript is spliced from 2 exons. The record is from RefSeq and is a predicted model, not a curated record. The coding region runs from base 589 to 1698 and encodes 369 amino acids.